GCAUUUGACUGGUGGCCAGCGGCAUCACGGCCACACUGUCUUUGUCGCUGCUCUUCUUCCUGGUGAAUCGUCUGCGGCAGCGCAAGAUGAGGGCGCGGGAGAAUCGCCAGAACGCGGAGGAUCAGCGCAGCAUCGUCGGCAGCAUAGGCUACAUAGCCGGAAACAUGGGCUACAUGGAGGGCAACCUGAGUGCCAUUGAUUACUCUUAUGGCGGUGCCGCCACCCACUAUCCCCUGUGGAAGCCGCACUUUCCGCGCGGUGAGGCUCCACCUCCAUAUGAGGAGGCUGUGGCUAUCUCCCAAGCGGAAGCUCUAAGUGCCCAGUGCACCGUCAGUCUGCCGGCCAAUUCCCAACGAGCGGUGGCCAGUGUCAGCCAGCAGCAGCAGCAGGCAGUGGCCCAAGCCCAGGCCCAGGCUCAGGCCCAAGCUCAAGCCCAAGCUCAACAGCAACAACAGAUUCAGGCCCAGGUGCAGGCCCACCAACACCUGCAACAGCACACGCUCCAACUGCACACUCAACCGCAGCAGCAUCAUCAGCCCUACAGCCAACAGCUGGUAGCCCAUCCGCAUGCACACUCUGCGGCAUCUGUGAUGCCCCAAUCCAACCAGUACACCCAGAGCACCACCAACCUGAUCAACAUCAACAUCAAUAGUGGUGGGGUAACCACCAUAGCCACUGGGGAGAAUCACCAGCCGCCUUACAGCCUUCAGAGCGAUCACCAACUUAGUUUAGAGCAACAGCAGCAGCAGCAUCUUGUCCAGCCUCCGGUCAGUAGUGGCUCCAUUUGCCUUCAGACCAUGCCCAAGCCGCCGGUCUCCGCCGAGUGCAGCUACAAGAAUUGCCAUCUGAACAUCAGUGCCAGUGUGACCACUGCGGCUGCCAGCUCCAGUUCGGCAGCGUACACGGCCGGAAGAAGAACGACUCCGCGUGGAUCCCAGGAGUUGCUUCAUCAGUUGCCACAGCAGCAACAGCAAUAUCUUACGGUGGCCGAUGUGGAGAUCAACGCAAGUGCCAGUGCCGCUAGCUACCACUCGCUCCCAGCCGGUAGUGGAGAGCUCCUGGCCACACCGACGCACUCCCAGGUGUUGCAACACCACCAACAACAGCAGCAGCAUCAUCUUUUAACGGCCAUCUCCUCGCCGGCCAUGGAGUUGAUGCAGCCUCUGGAGAUAGCCACAAUCUCGGCGACUCCUACCUGCAGUACAGCAGAUUCGGUGACCCAGACGACGCAGAUGCCUAUGCAUGGAACUCUGAAGAACAACCAGCAGCAGCAGCAGAUCAACAAGACACCCUCCAGUUCGAGACGCUAUCACCGCACAAUACCGCGCUAUUUUGCUGUGGCCGAUCCUUUACAGGUGAAGCCCAAGACCAGCAAUAGUGCCCCCUCGACAAGCGAGAAACAGCAGGCCAGUAAGAAACCCAUGUGCCAGUGCCCCAUCCAGCAUGUGCCCAUGUCCUACAUGGGCAGCACGGCCAAUGCAAAUGCCUUCUUGAGCGGAGCCGGCAAGUUGUUCGCCGGUAACUCGAGCAGCAGCAGCACCUCCACGCCAACCUGCUCCUUAUCUCCAGGAGCAGCGGCAGCUGGUGGAGUUCGUCAUGCGGCCACCAUGUCCUACGGACAGCGAGCCAAAUCCUCGACGAAUCUACAACAACAAGCACAGGAUUUGAUCACGGCGGCGGCUUUGGGGGGUGGGACAUUAAGGCGAAGUGGGUGUGGACACGAAUCCAAGAUAACCACCAUUUCCAAGCAGGUGGGCGAUGAGACGCAUCACGCGCAUGCGGGGUCGGGAGGCGGGGUCAAUGUGUCGGCCAUCAUUCCACCGCCCCCGCUGCAGCAUCCCGAAGAGGUUUCCGCCCCACCAAUUGUCCUGGGUCGCGUGCAGAAACGAUCCUCCAGCAGUUCUGCAGAACGGGGCAGAAGCUCUAGUGGAGGUGGCAGUGGAGGACGCAGUGUGUCCAGUGGCGGCGGCGACUCCCUCUCCAGCGCCUACUUGAAUCGAAAGGUUGAUGCCUACUUGAGUUUGACGCAGAAACAGCAGCAACAUUUCUUUAACCAGCAACAGCAGCAGCAGCCAGAUCCAAGCAAUCCGACAUUACCACCGAAACUCUACAAAAGCCUAACGAAUUUAAAGAGCGCCACCGUGGUCAGCACAUCCUCCUCCUCCUGCUCGUCCGGCAGCGGGAACAACAACGCCGUGGCCACCAUUUACACGCUGAGCAAGCCGUCGUCCAGUGGCCAGCGCAAGGAGCAGACGCCCUCGCUGACUCUGCCGCCGGCGAGUCCUGCGGCAGGCUCCGGCGAGAAGUUAGCCAGCAGCAAGAUCAACUCGAGCACCUUCUACCCGCUGGCCAACCACGUGACCUACACCCUGCCCAAACACAUCAGCGGCAAGGUAUCCCUGAACAGCACCAUCAACAGUGUAGUCAGCAAGGUGCCGUCAGUGAUCAGCAUUCCACCGGUGGAGAACAACAACCCGGGCCAGACAGGAGCUCCGGCGAAAAGCACCACACUGCCAAAAAUACUGCGCGUGAAGCGGGACACUGUACAGGGAUCGGGGGGAGGAGGCACUGCCUCGAAUUUGGCCAUUGCCCACUGCCAGAUGCCCACUUACCCGCUGACCCCGAAGUCCACAUCCAGGGGAUCCAGCGGUCGAUCGCCAAGCAAGCAGCUUCCCGUGUGCACCACCUCGAAAAACUGUUUGAAUCCAAAGGAGCACUUUCUGCCGAACGACACCAGCUUGGACGAUGACUAUCUGAGCGAGUGCGAGAACUGCAAGAUAGCACAAAGUGCCAAGUACUAUUUGGAUGCGGAGAUGACCGGUGUCGGAUCCUCGGCCUCGCCCCAGGAGACCAUGACGCUACAGCGUAAGUCGCUGGAGGAGACUAAGGAGGAGCCGCUCGACAGCUACUACCGCAGUUCGCACACCCUGCCCAGCAAUGCCAAAAAGCAUGGCAAGAAUAACAACCGUGAGAAGUGGCAGUUCUCGACAAUUCCCGCUGCCAGCUCAUCGGAUGAGGAUGUCAACGAAUGAGAUUUAAGCCAUUUUCUUUAAGAUGCUCAGUCGCCGGCCAGAAGAGCAUCCUAAAGAAAACGCAGGCUUUAAGAACCACAACCGCCCCGGUAGGCAAAUCAGCUUGAGAAGAGCAAACUUUGGUUCCCAACCAACCAGUUGCUGCUGCAACGAGAAAUAUAUCCUGUAUAUAGACAUAUUAAGCGUACUUUAUCGACCUACAGCUACGUCACUAAAUAUGUGUAGACGGUAACAAAAUGAUUGUUAGUUAUAACCAUGACGAUACUUAACCCAACAGCGGCAUGUAAAUCUGCGUGUUUGUUAUGCACCUGUAUAUCUCUGUAUGUAUGUAAUUGAAUCUGUACUAUACGAUAUGACACGAUAAGCUAAGCGAGUUAGGCCGGGCAAAAAAUCAAUUAUAAUCAAUGAAUAUGGGGAUAUUAGCAAAAGUGUUGAAUACUUAGAAUAAGUGAAAUUGAUCAUUAAGAUGUCAAACCCUACUGCCAUCUGCCAUUUUGCCAACGUUAACUGUCAAUAAUUGUGUAUGUAUGUAAUAUCAAAAAAUUAAUGUAAACAAUUUAAGUGUUUAUAUAUAAGAAAAGGAAGCUGACCAAAAUUCAAGGUAUUUCCCUGCUGCUCAUUCCCAAGAUGCACAAACAUUGCACAUACGAACUCUAGGAUAAACCAAUUGACAUAUACAUAUACAUAGAGAAAACCGUAGGUUAUGAAUUUGAAUUCCAACAUCAUUGUCAUUCCACUCCCGCUUAUUAAAAUGUCGGGUACCAGACAAAUUAUCUAACUUUUAAAUUGUCCCCUUCUUUUCCCUUUCAACUCAAAUAAAUGUACCAUAUUAAAUGAAACUAAGUCAGUAUAUUAGAAGUAAGAAAUCGUUUCCAAAUCGUUUUUGUGUGAGGUUUAAUAGACAUUAGACGGUUUCUUGAUCGAUAACGAAGGACUUGCUAGAAAAUAACAUUCGUUUGCUUCUUCAAUCGGGCGGGUCCUAGACAGUCUAAUGCCAACGAUAUAAUUAUAUUUAUACGGAAUACAGGUAGAGGAGCGUAGUCCCAAAAAGUAAUGGGCAAACGAAUUGUUUGAUUUGAUCAAUUUGCAAAACUAGUCGUAAUCAUACUAAGCCAGGAGUUAUGCAAGCAAUUAGUCGGAGCUUCACUUAGACGAAAGCCAAAGAUACCCAAAUAGACACUACAAAUUGUAAUGAUUUGACUUAGUUCGACUUUUAUUUAGAUAACUUCCCCCUCACUUCUGAUGACAAAGUGAUGGCGAAAACCUUUUUGAAAACGGUUCUUGUUCCGCUUUUGGUUGUAAUCGAUCUCAGACCUGAAAACUAUAAUGUGUUCACCGGAUGCUCAAAAUAGCUAUAAACCGAAAUGCAUAAAUUAUACAAUUUGUUGUUUGAGUUCGGAUAUUGUAUGUUUAACGAAGACUCGACUCUGUUAUCAAAUGCUCAAAGCGUGUACUGACCACAACGCAAUCGUGUCCCCCAAAAUCGGGGGAGUAACUUAGCAAACUGAAAUUACAAGUAUUACAGAAAUUACUCAAUAGUAUUAAAUAAUGAAAUCAAACGUUUUUCAAUAUACUUAUUAGAGAGUCAUUUAUCAAAAUUUAAUUUCAACAGCAAAACCAAAACAACAUAUGUACAUCACGGCUAAGUACGAAUUUUUAUUCAAUAAGCUAUAUUUACUGCUAAACGAAGUCUCAAGAAACCAAAAAUAAAAUACUUGAUAAUAGUAGUUUAAAAUUACAAAAUAUAAAAAAAUACAUUAAAAUUAAUUAGUGUGCGAUAGUUAAAACAAAUUUACCAAAUCGAAAAACCAAACCGUUUCAAAAAUUAUUCAACACAAUUGCUGUCGAUGCGGCAUACUGAUUUACUUCAAUCGGUAACGACGGCCAUCGUUUUUCAAAAACGAUAUCGAGAUUUGUAUGAAUAAUUGCUUAAACAACAAAAUAUUACGAGUAUCAAUGUGUUAUUGAACAAACAUCGUAUUGUAACAAUUUAAAUUUAAUUGAACUACAAGUGGAAAAAUAAAUUGGUCUAUAAUGAAAACUAUACAGAGGUUUUUCUAUACUUUAAUGGUAACAUUAUAAUAGCCAAUGUGAAAAAAUGUGGGCUACUGCAAGGGUUUGUUUCUCAAUUUUCCGAAUUGAACACCCAUACCAACCUUCCCAAAAAUAAGAACUCAGUUUUUGAGGUUUUAAUUGUAAAAAAUGCAAUACAAUUUGUUACGUGUUUUUUUCGUUUCGUUUUUCUUUUGUAUUUAAAUCAUAAAAACAAUUUUACGAUGUAUCAGAUUUGCCUUUAGUUAAUAUAAUAAGUAAGGUAUAUCCUAUUAGUUGUUUUUUUAAUGCCUGAUUCUGCUAUAGACGCACAACACUCGCAAGCGAAACGCGUGUUUUCUUUUUAUAUACAUACUCGACAACAAAAUUCAAUAAAUUAAGUUAGGUAUGUAU
This is a messenger RNA of Drosophila rhopaloa, 5477 nucleotides long. RefSeq names its product homeobox protein prospero-like. Lineage: Eukaryota; Metazoa; Arthropoda; Insecta; Diptera; Drosophilidae. Gene Ontology annotation, cellular component: membrane. The record is from RefSeq and is a predicted model, not a curated record. The transcript has 4 exons. The coding region runs from base 87 to 3032 and encodes 981 amino acids.